CAGAAGAGCUGUCAGGAAGAAUGUAAGAGCCAAAGGAAUUUGGGGAAAAGAUGAGGUCAGCACAGGAAAGGAAGCAACUACCCCAGGCCGAGAGAUCUUUAUCAGCAGCCUGCACCAAGUGCUUUCUGGAGUCAGUGAUGGGUAAAUAUUGUGCCCAUCCUCCGCGGCUAACUCAGGAAGAGGAGAACUAUGUACAGUCUAGGAAAAUAAGAAAGAAAAGACUCACCCUUUCAUGUCAGCGUGAAUUUCACAUUGCUGGAAGAGACUUAUGAUUAAACCUGAGAAAGAAGGGCAAUGCUGUAUGGCAAUGCGAUAGUGCAGAAUCCAGAAUGGAUGUCCUCUUUGCAGCCAUCCUUAUUGUGCCCCUUAUCUUGGGACAAGAAUAUGACAACGAAGAAGGGCUGGAAGAGAGUGAAUAUUAUCAGGUGGCUUAUUAUUAUUACAAUACAAUCACCCCUAAUUAUGAUGACUCUAGUGUAAAUUUCACCAUUGAUUACGCCCUGUUUGAGGCAGAGGACAGGUUGGACAGGCUGGCUAAGGAGGUCACAACAGAAACAGUAGAAACGACCAUCAGUCUUCAGACAGAUCACGUGGACCGCCAGCAGCCUGUGACCAUGAAGCCAGUGACCAUGAAGCCAGUGACCACGAAGCCAGUGACCACGAAGCCAGUGACCAUGAAGCCAGUGACGAUGGAACCAAGCCCAGAGCUGAAUGAAGCUGUAUCCAGUCUGCAGAGUCCUGUUUCCUUCCUCCUGUCCUGGGCCCUCCUUCAGGGGUGUAUUUACCUCAUGUAGAAGGUGAGAGAGAAGACUGCUGUGACUCUUGGGAUAAAGAGGAACUUGGAAGAUAAAAUAAAUUCUUAAAAAGUGAAAUUGUUUAA
Jaculus jaculus (lesser Egyptian jerboa) is the source of this 880-nucleotide messenger RNA. RefSeq names its product chromosome 19 C1orf54 homolog (gene C19H1orf54). NCBI's taxonomy places the organism in Eukaryota, Metazoa, Chordata, Mammalia, Rodentia, Dipodidae. The record is from RefSeq and is a predicted model, not a curated record. The transcript has 8 exons. Bases 330 to 794 code for a protein of 154 amino acids.